AUGCUGAGCCUGAUUUUAAUAUACACGUUGAUCGGCUGUGGCAUGUCACUCUUCUUGAUCCUUAGAUCUUAUUAUGUGGUUAUUUUAGGUCUUAGGACAUCAAAAUCUACGUUUUCGAAGUUAAUGAUCUCUCUUUUUCGAGCACCAGUGUCCUUUUAUGACUCAACACCUCUGGGUAGGAUAAUCAGUCGGGUAUCUUCUGAUCUGAGUAUUGUGGACCUUGAAUUGGCAUUCAAAUUCAGUAUUUCUCUAGGGACAACAAUGAACACGUAUUUUAGCUUUGGAAUAUUGGCUGUUAUUACAUGGCCAAUCUUAUUUGUCAUUGCACCAAUGAUUUAUGCAACCAUUAUCUUACAGAAAUUUUACUUUGCUUCUGCAAAAGAGUUGAUGCGAAUUGAUGGCACAACAAGGUCUUCAGUUGCAAGCCAUCUAGCUGAAUCCAUGGCGGGAGCAACGACCAUCAGAGCUUUUGGAGAGGAAAAUCGAUUCUCCACCGAGCAUUUGCACCUUAUCGAUGCAAAUGCUAGUUCAUUUUUCCACAAUGUUUCAGCAAAUGAGUGGUUGAUUCAGCAGCAUUUGCACCUUAUCGAUGCAAAUGCUAGUUCAUUUUUCCACAAUGUUUCAGCAAAUGAGUGGUUGAUUCAGCGUCUGGAAGUACUAUGUGCAAUCGUUCUCUCAUCCUCAGCCCUUGCCAUGACUCUGCUUCCUUUUCAAGCUUCUGACUCAGGAUUAAUUGGAAUGGCUCUGUCAUAUGGGCUUUCAUUGAAUGUGUUCGUCGUUAAUUCUGUCCAAAGCCAGUGCAUGCUAUCAAAUUUGAUUGUUUCUGUGGAAAGGUUAGAACAAUACAUGCAUAUUCCCAGUGAAGCUCCUGAAACCAUAGAAGGCCACAGGCCAUCGCUCAACUGGCCAACUAUUGGUAGGGUGGAGANACAAUACAUGCAUAUUCCGAGUGAAGCUCCUGAAACCAUAGAAGGCCACAGGCCAUCGCUCAACUGGCCAACUAUUGGUAGGGUGGAGAUCCAUGAUUUGAAGGUCAAAUAUCGACCUAAUGCUCCUCUAGUUCUUUGCGGAAUCAGCUGCAUUUUUGAAGGUGGGCACAAAAUUGGAAUUGUUGGCCGGACUGGCAGUGGGAAGACAACUCUGAUUAGUGCCUUGUUUCGUCUGGUAGAGCCUACAGAUGGAAAGAUCAUAAUCGAUGACAUAAAUAUAUCUACAAUCGGUCUCCAUGACCUUAGAUCACACUUUGGGAUCAUUCCACAAGAUCCAACCCUUUUUAGUGGAUCUAUAAGAUACAAUAUGGACCCCUUAUCCGAACAUACCGAUCAUGAAAUAUGGGAGGUUCUCGAAAAAUGUCAGCUACGAGAAGCUGUUCAAGGGAAAGAGGAGGGCUUGAACUCCUUAGUGGUACAAGAUGGAUCAAAUUGGAGCAUGGGACAGCGACAAUUAUUUUGCCUGGGUCGAGCAUUGUUGAAGAGGAGGAAGAUAUUAGUGCUGGAUGAAGCUACCGCAUCAAUUGACAAUGCAACAGAUUCAAUCAUCCAAAAAACUAUAAGGACAGAAUUUGCAGACUGCACUGUAAUCACAGUUGCUCACAGAAUACCAACCGUUAUAGACUACACUAUGGUUCUUGCUAUUAGCGAUGGAAGAUUAGUAGAGUAUGACAAGCCAAUGAAGCUACUGAAUAAGGAGGGCUCACUAUUUGGGCAACUUGUGAAGGAGUACUGGUCUCAUUCCAGAAAUGCCAGCGGGCUCUCAGAAGAUUGGUAG
Messenger RNA from Ilex paraguariensis (yerba mate), 1767 nucleotides. NCBI's taxonomy places the organism in Eukaryota, Viridiplantae, Streptophyta, Magnoliopsida, Aquifoliales, Aquifoliaceae. The record is from the annotation of a GenBank genome assembly.